AUGCCUGCCACUCUCAAGCGCUUCUCUGCACUCGCCGACCCUCACGUGGUCCACCAAUACCUCAGGGCGGAUGGAGUAGUGGUGAUCGAGGGCGCUUCUACCCGCGAAACCAUUGACGAUGUUCUCGAAGAGAUUGGAACCGUGCCGGAGGGUCAGACAUACUCCACCUUCGCUACAACUCUCUUAAUGAAUCCCCUCUUCAUCGACCAAACAAACCGCAUCCUCACCGACACCUGUAUUGUUUACUAUGAGCAGGAGCGAACUGUAUCAAUCUCCGAGCCCCAAGUCUCUCAGACCUCCCUUAUGUCGGCAGAGCCUGGAGCGGUCGCCUGGGGUCUUCGACGACAGGACGAGUGCCACCAUGUUUCGCAUCCCGCCAAACGCGAAUCGGACCUGGGAAUAAUGUUUGCAGCAAAUGAUGUUACAAAAGACAACGGUGCGAUCCGGAUCGUUAUCGGUUCCAAUAAUUGGAAUGAUAAGCGAGACCCGACACCUGAGGAGGAAUGUCUUGUUGAGCUUCGCAAAGGAGACGCUCUACUAUGCCUCGGUUCCACCUUCUACGGCCGCGCUGCCAACAAGACCGUCCAUACGAGUGUCCUCUUGACUGCUACGUCUACCCCCGGAUACCUUCGCCAGGAAGAAAACCAAUACCUUGCCGUGCGCUGGGAGGUUGCAGAGAAAUACCCUACGGCAGUUCAGCGCUUCCUUGGAUACUACGUCAGUCGGCCUUAUGGAGGCGCGGUGGAGCAUAUGGAGCCUUUGGACUUCUUGAAGGUGAAGGGUGACUGGUCUCGAUACCACCCAGUGGAUCUGAUUUAA
This is a messenger RNA of Penicillium expansum, 819 nucleotides long. Its product is annotated as Phytanoyl-CoA dioxygenase. The coding region runs from base 1 to 819 and encodes 272 amino acids. The transcript has 2 exons. The record is from RefSeq and is a predicted model, not a curated record. Lineage: Eukaryota; Fungi; Ascomycota; Eurotiomycetes; Eurotiales; Aspergillaceae.